AUGCAAGUUAGACAAUUAGAUGAUGAGGUUAUACAAGUUAAGCAAGUGUUGAAGCAUGCUAAUCAAUUAUGUAAUAGAUUAUAUAAUACAUUGACAUAUAGAGUUAGCAUCUAAGAAAUAUCCAUCAGAACAUAAGUUACAUACAUCAACAGAUGAACAUUAAAGACAAGGUGGAACACAUGCUGAAAUUAAGUAGAAUAAUUUACAUUAGCAGAUCAUAUUUCCAUCAAUAUAAUAACCAACAUUACAAUCAAUACAUUAAGUGUCAGAUGAACAUGUUAAACAAGGAUAAACACAACCUAAAAUAAAUUAAAUAAUAUCAUACUUAAACAAGUGUUAGAUGAAGAUAAAUAAUAAUUGGUAUUAAUACAAGUAUUACAAUAUGUAUCAGUUUCACAAGUUAAACAUGGUGAAAUACAUUCUAAAAUUAGAAUAAAUAAUAAACAUAAGCAAUUUUGUGAAAAUGAAUCAUGAUAAUAAGUAUUAUUAACACAGGUAUUACAAACAGUGAGAUCACUACAUGUUAAGCAAGGUGAAACACAGGAUAAACAUUAAUUGUUCGACAAAUAGU
This is a messenger RNA of Paramecium sonneborni, 571 nucleotides long. Lineage: Eukaryota; Ciliophora; Oligohymenophorea; Peniculida; Parameciidae. The record is from the annotation of a GenBank genome assembly.